AUGUCCUCUUCAAGGGUGUUUUUGGACGAAGAUGUUGACCCCACCAGUGAAUACUUGACCUGGUUGAGUGUGAACCCUUCUGCCACUUCUUUGGUCAACCCAGUUGAGGUUGUCAAAGCUGAGACUCUCACAAUAAGUGAGAUUGCUGUGUUCCUCAAACGUGAGCCUGCUAAGGUUGCCUACUUUGACUGCAUUGCAACAAUUGAUGAUGUCAAGCUUGGGGCUGAGUGGUAUUACAUUGCUUGCAAAGAUUGCCAGACCAAGCUAAACCGUGGUCCGACAACCUUGCUUUGUCCAAAAUGCCGCAAUGAAGAUGCUACUGCAUUAGCCAACUAUCGGGUGGAGCUUUCUGUCUAUGAUAAUGAGGAGCAGUGCACGUUCAUCAUCCUCGGAGAUGCUGGAAAAGAGCUCACUGGCAGAAAAGCAUCAGAGUUGAUUGACGCCUAUGUUCAGGAAAAUGGUGGAGAUGAGGCUGAGCUUGAAGUUCCACUGCCACAGUGUUUUAUUGACACAAUUGGCCAGACAAAGAAAUUCAGGAUCAAGGUCUCCCCCUACAAUUUCACUUCAACCCGACUUUCCUUGACCGCUACCAAGAUUAUCUCACCAGCAGUUUUACCACCAAAAAAUACGCCACUCAGCACGCCACUUUCUCUUCUUGGCGCACAAAACCAUAGUCCAGGAGCUGAAGUGGGAAUCUUAGAGGUAGCUGAGAGCAGUGGUAGUGGUACUUCGGCCACUGACGACCAGAAGGAAGCUAAGCGUAUCAAGCGUAGUGGCUAG
Messenger RNA from Brassica rapa (field mustard), 780 nucleotides. RefSeq lists its product as uncharacterized. Gene Ontology annotation, cellular component: DNA replication factor A complex. Gene Ontology annotation, biological process: nucleotide-excision repair; meiotic cell cycle; telomere maintenance via telomerase. NCBI's taxonomy places the organism in Eukaryota, Viridiplantae, Streptophyta, Magnoliopsida, Brassicales, Brassicaceae. The record is from RefSeq and is a predicted model, not a curated record. Gene Ontology annotation, molecular function: single-stranded telomeric DNA binding; damaged DNA binding.